UGGCUCCCAGCAGCGGUUUAAUAGUUAUUGUCAGGAGGAUUUCCAGGGCCCAGAGCCGGAGGGAUGUUGAGGUUUUUUGGUGUCUUUGUGGAGGCCCUGGAAAAGAUCCCCUUGUGAAGGCUACAACUCCACUUGAGUCCACAGACCCCCACGGGCCUUUGGGCUUCUGGGAAGAGUGGCAUUGGCAGCAAGAGAGGUCCAGCGUGAACAUGCCAGCUAACAGACAUUCAACCCGGAGAUCACUGGCCCAGUCUGCAGGGAGACAUGGCAACUCCUGUGAGGUAUCAGUGUCAUUUGAAGAUGUGACCGUGGAAUUCAGCAGGGAGGAGUGGCAGCACUUGGGCUCUGCUCAGAGAUGCCUGUACCGAGAUGUGAUGCUAGAGAACUACAGCCACCUGCUGUCAGUGGGGUAUCAAGUUCCCAAACCUGAGGUCAUCUUCAAGUUGGAGAAAGGAGAAGAACCAUGGACAUUGGAGGCUGAAACCGUAUAUCAAAACUGUUCAGACGACAAAUUUGGGAUUGAGACCUUACAAUAUAGAACUACUGGGAAAACGUCCUUUCAUAGUGAAAUUGAGGGUGAAGAUACAAGAGAUUGUUCAUUGUAUACUGUGUUAGAAAAACUGUGGCAAGAUGCUGAACAGAUGGAGAGAUAUCAGGAAAAACAAAACAAACUUCUGAGUCAUGCUGCUUUCAUCCACAAGAAAAUAUUGGCAACAGAGUGGGAUUAUGAAAAUAAAAGUACUGGAAAAUUUGUUUGUCCAAGCCCAGACCUGAUUUCUUCACAAAAAAGACCCCAAAAACGUGACUCAAUUGGAAAGGGUUUUAAGCAUAAUUUAAACUUAGAUGUCCAUAACAAAAACAAUGCAACAAAUAGCUUUGAUAAAAUUAUAGAACAUAGUCAAGUUUUCACCCAGAGCUCUUCUUAUACUAACCACGAAAAUACUCAUACAGGAGUGAAAUUAUGUGGACGUAAUCAGUGUGGAAAGCUCCUCAACUUCAAACGAGCACUCGGCCAAAAUCUGAAAUUUCCUGUUGGGGAGAAAGCAAAUACUUGUGCUGAGUUUGGGAAAAUCUUUGCCCAGAAGUCAAGCCUGUUUACACCUCAGGGAAUUCAGACUGUGGAAAAACCUCCUGGACUUAACAAGUGUAUAAAUGUUUUUACAAAGAAGCAGUUACUUAGCAUAUAUCUGAGAGUUCAUAGAGAGGAAAAACUACAUAUAUGUAAUGAAUGUGGGAAGGCCUUCGUCCAGAAUUCAGAAUUAAUUAUACAUGAGAAAACUCAUACUAGAGAGAAACCCUAUAAAUGCAGUGAAUGUGGAAAAUCAUUUUUCCAAAUGUCAUCUCUAUUUAGGCAUCAGACGAUUCAUACUGGAGAAAAACUCUAUGAAUGCAGUGAAUGUGGGAAAGGCUUCUCUCUGAACUCAGCCCUCAAUAUACAUCAAAAAAUUCAUACUGGAGAGAGACACCACAAAUGUAGUGAGUGUGGGAAGGCCUUUACCCAAAAGUCAACACUCAGGAUGCACCAGAGGAUUCAUACAGGAGAGAGAUCCUACAUAUGUACUGAAUGUGGACAGGCCUUCAUCCAGAAGGCACACUUGAUUGCACAUCAGAGAAUUCAUACUGGAGAGAAGCCUUAUGAAUGCGGUGACUGUGGCAAAUCUUUUCCUUCUAAGUCACAACUCCAGAUGCAUAAGCGAAUCCACACAGGAGAAAAACCCUAUAUAUGUACUGAAUGUGGGAAGGCCUUUACCAACAGGUCAAAUCUGAAUACUCACCAGAAAUCCCAUACUGGAGAGAAGUCUUAUAUAUGUGCUGAAUGUGGGAAGGCUUUCACCGACAGAUCAAAUUUCAAUAAACAUCAAACCAUUCACACGGGAGAGAAACCCUUUGUUUGUACAGCUUGUGGGCGGGCUUUCAUCCAGAAGUCAGAAUUAAUCACACACCAGAGAAUUCAUAGUACAGAGAAGCCUUUUAAAUGUCCUGACUGUGAGAAAUCUUUCUCCAAGAAACCACAUCUCAAAGUCCAUCAGCGAAUUCACACGGGAGAGAAACCGUACAUAUGUGGAGAAUGUGGGAAAGCCUUCACUGACAGGUCAAAUUUCAAUAAGCACCAGGCAAUUCAUACUGGAGAGAAACCCUAUAAAUGUAGUGACUGUGGAAAGGGCUUCACACAGAAAUCAGUUCUUAGUAUGCAUCGCAAUAUUCAUACGUGAAAUGAACUGUUUCUUGAGAGUAUAAAGCCUCAUCAUGGAAAUCAAGUUAAGUAUAUUUUAGAAUUCCUCAGAUAGUUCCUAUAUGAAAAGAUUUUAUAAGGAAACAUAUUCAGUGGGUUUUCUCCCCUAAAGUGAGAAUCAUUCAGAAGAAAUGCUCCUAACUGUGCAUUGAAUGCGAGGAAUUUUCCACGUUUGUGUAGUCUGCCCAGACCAAAUGGAAUUCAUCCUGGGGGAGGGCGG
Echinops telfairi (small Madagascar hedgehog) is the source of this 2453-nucleotide messenger RNA. It is a transcript of the gene ZNF81, whose product is annotated as zinc finger protein 81. Bases 210 to 2213 code for a protein of 667 amino acids. NCBI's taxonomy places the organism in Eukaryota, Metazoa, Chordata, Mammalia, Afrosoricida, Tenrecidae. Gene Ontology annotation, biological process: regulation of DNA-templated transcription. The transcript is spliced from 5 exons. The record is from RefSeq and is a predicted model, not a curated record. Gene Ontology annotation, molecular function: RNA polymerase II cis-regulatory region sequence-specific DNA binding; DNA-binding transcription factor activity, RNA polymerase II-specific.